CCAAACAAUCAACAGGCAAGAUGAGUCUCACCCCCAAGGACAAGUCCGCAGUCAAGGCCCUCUGGGCUAAAGUGUCUAACAAGGCCGACGACAUCGGCUCUGAUGCUCUGUCCAGGAUGCUGGUGGUGUACCCGCAGACCAAGACUUACUUCUCCCACUGGAAGGACCUGAGCCCCGGCUCUGCCCCGGUGAAGAAGCACGGACAGACCGUGAUGACUGGAGUUGCAGAUGCUGUGACCAAAAUCGACGAUCUGAGUGCGGGUCUUCUGAACCUCAGCGAGCUGCACGCUUUCACUCUGCGUGUGGACCCUGCUAACUUCAAGAUUCUCGCUCACAACAUCCUUGUGGUCCUGGCCAUCAUGUUCCCCAACGACUUCACCCCUGAGGCCCAUGUGGCCAUGGACAAGUUCCUGGCUGCCCUGGCUCGUGCCCUGGCUGAGAAAUACCGAUAAACUGCAACGAGGAGCAGAUGGCGGACAGCUGCAUGGGCUUGGAUAC
Chelmon rostratus (copperband butterflyfish) is the source of this 498-nucleotide messenger RNA. Its product is annotated as hemoglobin embryonic subunit alpha. Gene Ontology annotation, cellular component: haptoglobin-hemoglobin complex; hemoglobin complex; blood microparticle. Bases 21 to 452 code for a protein of 143 amino acids. NCBI's taxonomy places the organism in Eukaryota, Metazoa, Chordata, Actinopteri, Chaetodontiformes, Chaetodontidae. Gene Ontology annotation, molecular function: oxygen binding; oxygen carrier activity; haptoglobin binding. The transcript has 3 exons. Gene Ontology annotation, biological process: oxygen transport; hydrogen peroxide catabolic process. The record is from RefSeq and is a predicted model, not a curated record.